Molecule: messenger RNA, 1044 nt
Organism: Kwoniella shivajii
Lineage: Eukaryota; Fungi; Basidiomycota; Tremellomycetes; Tremellales; Cryptococcaceae
Exons: 8
Coding region: 1-1044 (347 amino acids)
Source: RefSeq, a predicted model, not a curated record
AUGUCAAACAAGGUCUCAUUUGGUGAUAUAUGCGAUUUCAUUGACUUAGAGGAAGAUCCCUUGCCUCUGCUGAAUAACGAUCAAAAUUACGUCGCAAUCGUAAACGGACAAGGUGAAUUAGCUGGAAUUGAAUCAGUAGAGGACAAGAAAAGUCGUGAAUCAAGGGUCAAACGUAUUGCGCAGGAAAUUGAGGUUCUCCUUAAGUAUCGAUUUCACUGGGAAGAUGACGUUCCUCUAGGCUUCAAACCUUCCAAAGGCAAGUUCAAGUGGAGCUGGGAUAAAAGCUGGGCUUUCUACUAUGAAAGGUUUGUAAGGUUAAAAGAGCACUGUAACCGCAAUUUCGAGCUUGAAGAUAAUGUUGCGCCAAUGACACUGUGGUUAACUCAUCUGUGGUUUACCGCCAAACACGCAGGACGAUGUCACGUCUUAGGUGUUACCUUGAGAAUUGCUCCUAAAAAUCCUGCCCGAGUCAGCUUUGGUAAACGUCGACAUCACCUAACGAUGUCGACCGGAUGGAGCAAUGCGGUACCUCAAGCUCUUGCCGACUUCGACGAAGCACAAGCAAACAUCGUUCCAGAGUCAUGGGCUGCCAAUUUGCUUCGAGGAAACAAGCCGAGAGAGCAUAUCGAGGAGGUCGUCAAGCGAUGGGCAGGUCUGCGAUUAGCCGAUGGUUAUGGAGGGCAACUCACAGGAGAUUUCACCGGGCUGAGGAUGGAUGAUAACGUUGUUCCCGUCGUUUCUGCUCCCAAUCCUGAAGUCUCUUCCGUCGUAGAUAAGCAUACGCCACCGGCUGAAUCUGCACAGCUUACACUUGAGGUGGAUACUGAUGCUAAAGCUCGUGAAGAGUUGCUCCAAGAACUUCUGUUACUUGGCAAUUUGUUCAGUAUCAAGCCUGAACCUGGCGAUAUUCGAGAGCUCCUCACCAAGGCCAUAUCGACUAGACCAGGAUCGACGGUGUGGCAAAAUUUGUUACAGGCCGCUAUGUCUGCUACCAGCCAGCCUUACGAUCCUAAUUUGUGGGCAGUCGAAGGACAGGACAAUUAA